Molecule: messenger RNA, 2862 nt
Organism: Mercenaria mercenaria
Lineage: Eukaryota; Metazoa; Mollusca; Bivalvia; Venerida; Veneridae
Exons: 15
Coding region: 1-2862 (953 amino acids)
Source: RefSeq, a predicted model, not a curated record
AUGUCUGACGAAUAUGCAACAAACGGAUCCUUCACAGCAUAUUCGCUACAGGGAAAGUUUGUUGCAUGUGAUGUGAGAAGUGGGGGUGGUGUUGUAGGUGAUGUGAGAAGUGGGGGUGGUGUUUUAGCCUGUGAUGUGAGUAGUAGGGGUGGUGUUGUAAGUGAUGGGAGUAGUGGGGGUGGUGUUGUAGGCGAUGUGAUAAGUUGUGGUGGUGUUGUAGGUGAUGUGAGUAGUGAGGGUGGUGUUGUGAUGCAAGAAGUUUGGUGGUUUUUUGUUGGUGAUGCAGGAAGUUGUGGUGGUGUUGAAGGUGAUGCAAGAAGUUGUGGUGGUGGUGUUGGUGAUGCAAGAAGUUGUGGUGGUGCUGAAGGUGAUGCAAGAAGUUGUGGUGGUGUUGUUGGUAAUGCAAGAAGUUGUGGUGGUGUUGAAGGUGAUGCAAGAAGUUGUGGUGGUGUUGAAGGUGAUGCAAGAAGUUGUGGUGGUGUUGAAGGUGAUGUUAGAUUUUGUGGUGAUGUUGUUGGUAAUGCAGGAAGUUGUGGUGGUGUUGUUGGUGAUGCAAGAAGUUGUGGUGGUGUUGAAGGUGAUGCAAGAAGUUGUGGUGGUGUUGUUGGUGAUGCAAGACGUUGUGGUGGUGUUGUUGGUAAUGCAAGAAGUUGUGGUGGUGUUGUUGAUAAUGCAAGAAGUUGUGGUGGUGUUGUUGGUGAUGCAGGAAGUUGUGGUUGUGUUGAAGGUGAUGUGAGUAGUGGGGGUGGUGUUGUAGUUGGUGUGAGUAGUGGGGGUAGUGUUGUAGGUGAUGUGAGUAGUGGGGAUGGUGUUGUAGGUGAUGCAAGAAUCUGUGGAUGUGUUGUAGGUGAUGCAAGAAGUUGUAAUGGUGUUGUAGGUGAUGCAAGAAUUUGUGAUGCAAGAAGUUUGUGGUUUUUGUUGGUGAUGCAGGAAGUGUGGUGGUGUGAAGGUGAUGCAAGAAGUUGUGGUGGUGGUGUUGGUGAUGCAAGAAGUUGUGGUGGUGCUGAAGGUGAUGCAAGAAGUUGUGGUGGAAGUUGUGGUGGUGUUGUUGGUGAUGCAAGAAGUUGUGGUGGUGUUGAAGGUGAUGCAAGAAGUUGUGGUGGUGUUGUUGGUGAUGCAAGACGUUGUGGUGGUGUUGUUGGUAAUGCAAGAAGUUGUGGUGGUGUUGUUGAUAAUGCAAGAAGUUGUGGUGGUGUUGUUGGUGAUGCAGGAAGUUGUGGUUGUGUUGAAGGUGAUGUGAGUAGUGGGGGUGGUGUUGUAGUUGGUGUGAGUAGUGGGGGUAGUGUUGUAGGUGAUGUGAGUAGUGGGGAUGGUGUUGUAGGUGAUGUGAGUAGUGGGGGUAGUGUUGUAGGUGAUGUGAGUAGUGGGGGUAGUGUUGUAGGUGAUGCAAGAAGUUGUGGUGGUGUUGUAGGUGAUGUGAGUAGUGGGGGUAGUGUUGUAGGUGAUGUGAGUAGUGGGGGUGGUGUUGUAGGUGAUGCAAGAAGCUGUGGUAGUGUUGUAGGUGAUGCAAGAAGUUGUAAUGGUGUUGUAGGUGAUGCAAGAAUCUGUGGAUGUGUUGUAGGUGAUGCAAGAAGUUGUAAUGGUGUUGUAGGUGUUGCAAGAAAUUGUAAUGGUGUUGUAGGUGAUGUAAGAAGCUCUGGUGGUGUUGUGAUGCAAGAAGUUGUGGUGGUGUUGAAGGGUGAUGCAAGAAGUUGUGGUGGUGUUGUUGGUGAUGCAAGAAGUUGUGGUUUUGUUGAAGGUGACGCAAGAAGUUGUGGUGGUGUUGUGAUGCAAGAAGUUGUGGUGGUAUUGAAGGUGAUGCAAGAAGUUUGGUGGUUUUUUGUUGGUGAUGCAGGAAGUUGUGGUGGUGUUGAAGGUGAUGCAAGAAGUUGUGGUGGUGGUGUUGGUGAUGCAAGAAGUUGUGGUGGUGCUGAAGGUGAUGCAAGAAGUUGUGGUGGUGUUGUUGGUAAUGCAAGAAGUUGUGGUGGUGUUGAAGGUGAUGCAAGAAGUUGUGGUGGUGUUGAAGGUGAUGCAAGAAGUUGUGGUGGUGUUGAAGGUGAUGUUAGAUUUUGUGGUGAUGUUGUUGGUAAUGCAGGAAGUUGUGGUGGUGUUGUUGGUGAUGCAAGAAGUUGUGGUGGUGUUGAAGGUGAUGCAAGAAGUUGUGGUGGUGUUGUUGGUGAUGCAAGACGUUGUGGUGGUGUUGUUGGUAAUGCAAGAAGUUGUGGUGGUGUUGUUGAUAAUGCAAGAAGUUGUGGUGGUGUUGUUGGUGAUGCAGGAAGUUGUGGUUGUGUUGAAGGUGAUGUGAGUAGUGGGGGUGGUGUUGUAGUUGGUGUGAGUAGUGGGGUAGUGUUUGAUGCAAGCAGUUGUGGUGGUGUUGUAGGUGAUGUGAGUAGUGGGGGUAGUGUUGUAGGUGAUGUGAGUAGUGGGGGUAGUGGUUGUGAUGUGAGUAGUGGGGGUGGUGUUGUAGGUGAUGCGAGAAGCUGUGGUAGUGUUGUAGGUGAUGCAAGAAGUUGUAGUGGUGUAGUAGGUGAUGCAAGAAGUUGUGAUGGUGAUGCAAGAAGCUGUGGUAGUGUUGUAGGUGAUGCAAGAAGUUGUAAUGGUGUUGUAGGUGAUGCAAGAAUCUGUGGAUGUGUUGUAGGUGAUGCAAGAAGUUGUAAUGGUGUUGUAGGUGAUGCAAGAAAUUGUAAUGGUGUUGUAGGUGAUGUAAGAAGCUCUGGUGGUGUUGUAGGUGAUGCAAGAAGUUGUGGUGGUGUUGAAGGUGACGGAAGAAGUUGUGGUGGUGUUGUAGGUGAUGAAGGAAGUUGUGGUGAUGUUGAAGGUGAUGCAAGAAGUUGUGGUGGUGUUGAAGGUGAUGCAAGAAGUUUGGUGGUUUUUUGUUGGUGA